UGGAUUAUUUUAGCAGAAAUGACAACACACAGUUGUUGAUAUCAGUAAAUAAUGUUUUCAGUCCAUUCCAGGUGACAAAAUGUCGUCCGAUAGUGAACUAGAAGAAUUUUAUGACGCGGAAGAAGCAACACCAAAGCGGUAUGUUCAGAAGAAUUCAUUGAAAGAUGCUCUGGAGAAGUUUUCUGAAUGUGUAACAGACUCUGAAGAAAGUGCAGAUGAAGUUGACAGUGGCAUAUUAAACAAUUUAAAAUCUGUUGACGAGGAGGAAAAAUGGAUGACUGUCCAUAGUGACAAAUUUAAAAUAUCUAAAUUAGAUGAGUUGGAUGGAACAGCAGAAAAAUGGACUACCAUCAGAAAUCAGCCAGAUAAGUCUGACCAGUCAGAUGAUUCUGAUGACAAAGUUGUUAUUCCUAACAGACCUGAACGAGCGGAUUCUAUUCUAGAAGAGGAGGCAAGGUUAAAAGAAAUCAGAAGAAUUCAAGAGGACAGGAGGAAAAAAGAAGAUGCAGAAUUCCAAAAUCAACUGGAAGAACUUAAAAGGAAGAAAAGAGAAAAGGAAAUGAUUGAGGAAAAGAGGAGGAAGGAAAAUGAAAAACGCAGAAGGAAAUUAGAACAAAUGAGACGGCGAGUUUCUGAUGGAAGUGACCACAUUCUGGUUGAUUCCAAAGAGGACAGUGACUCAGAUGUGUCACAAGAAUCAGCAAAGGAUCCAGUGUCUAUCAAAUUAACAGUUUACACAGAAAAUAUUAAUGUAUCCAUUCCAGAUAUAAACAGUGCUAAUCUAGUCUCCAAUUUGUGUGAAGCAGGACGACCAACAACCUUGCAAGCAAACAUUACCAUUCCAGACACUAAGACCAGUAGGUCCAGUUCAAUGAGAGGGGAUUCAAAUAGACAAGACAGACCUUUAUUGCACGCAAAUUUAGUGGUUCAAGAUCCUCUACGCAGUCGGUCAAAUUCUUCCAUAAAUUCUUCAGCAAGUGAAGGACCAGUAGUUACGAGUCGAUGUAUUCCAGAAUCAGAUACCAUUGUUAAUGAAGUUAUAGUAGCUUCAAAUGAACCAGAUAUUAUUAGAAUUACAAAAACUAGAACUCCACCAUCUACAUUACAGUAUCCAUCAGCACCUCAUAAUACUCUUACGUUCCCAGUUGCUCCACCUAGGAAAAAGAAAUGCUCGAGUAGUGAGCUUUCAGACAGUCCUUCAGAGUGGAGUAAUCGUACAUCUCUAACUUUACCUACACCUACCUCAACUGUUGAUAAAUUGACAAGAGAUUUAGAAUUCACAUUAGAUCUUCAGAGUGCCUUAGGUGGUGGACGCCAUAUCAGAACUGAAGAUGUAGAUGGACAUGCCAUCAACUCAGACAAACCAAGAUUCUUUAAGUCAGAAGACAGAUUAAAGAUUUCAUCAGAUUCAGAAUCAUCUCCAAGUUCUAAUUUACAGAUGUAUAGGCCUCGCUCAAACUCUGGUCGUCUGUUAACAGAUCAGGAAAUUCUAGAUGCUGUUAUGGUUGUCAACUUGGACACUGGUGAAGAAGUUCCCCUAAGUGUAGCCGAGGAUAAGAUUCCAAAGGGAAUGAAUCCAUUAUCGUUACAUAUAAUGAGACUGACGAAGGAAUACCGUGAUCAUGCAGGCGACACAGAGAGCAUAGACGAUGACAUGCAUAGUGAAACAAUGUCUCUCUCAGAGGAACAAGGGACAAAGAAAAAAGUGUCUAGAUUAAGGAAAAUGUUAGGAAAGAAAAUAGACCGCACUACCAACAGACUUAAAUCAGUAGCAGACCAAGUAUUGCACAUGGAAGAAACUGCAGUUGAACAGGAAAUAAUUUUUGAUGGUAAAAUGUUCAAGAUUAAAGCAAAAACCAGUAAAAUGCAGCAUGACUUUGAUAAACUACAACUGUUACAAGACAUGACAGGUGUUCAUACUGGUGCUGUAUGGAUCAUGAAAUUCUCUCCUUGUGGUAGACUACUGGCUACUGGUGGACAAGAUAAUACUCUGAGGAUUUGGGUGCUUAAAUCUGCUUUUACUUAUUUUAAUGAUAUGAAACAAAAAUAUGCUGAUGUUACUAUAUCACCUGCUCCAUCACAGGAAAGCCUUAAUUCGUUUCUUUCUGGUAGUUCUGGAGAAUUACUGGAACAAGCUAGCGGAGGCCAUGACCCUGAAGAUUUAAUAGCACCAUUCAUGCCAAAACCGUUUUGUACAUUUAGAGGACACACUGCUGAUGUAUUGGAUGUCUCCUGGUCAAAAAACCACUUUAUUUUGUCUUCCUCUAUGGAUAAAACAGUACGUUUGUGGCAUGUCUCACGUAAAGAAUGUCUGUGUACCUUCCAACAUAUUGACUUUGUUACAUCUAUUGUCUUCCAUCCAAAGGAUGACAGAUAUUUUCUGAGUGGAUCACUUGAUGGUAAAUUGAGGCUGUGGAAUAUUCCUGAUAAGAAAGUCACAUUAUGGAACGAAGUGCAGGGUCCUUCAGCACUAAUUACAACAGCUAACUUCUGUAGGAAUGGCAAACUAGCAGUCGUUGGCACUUAUGAUGGAAAAUGCAUAUUUUAUACGACUGAGCAAUUAAAGUAUUAUACACAGAUCCAUGUAAGAUCAACCAGGGGUAAGAAUGCCAAAGGAAGUAAAAUCACGGGUAUAGAACCUCUCCCUGGUGAAGAUAAGGUUUUAGUAACUUCAAAUGAUUCAAGAAUUCGUCUUUAUGAUUUACGAGAUAAAAUGUUAACUUGUAAAUACAAAGGAUGUGCAAAUAACAGCAGCCAGAUUAAAGCAAGUUUUAGUCCCAAAGCCAAAUAUAUCAUUUGUGGAUCAGAAGACCAGUUUGUUUAUAUCUGGAAACAGAAUCAUGAUUUCUACAAAUUUUCAUCAGCUCGUAGAGAUCGUAACGAUUAUUGGGAAGCAAUAAAAAUUCACAAUGCUGUUGUAACAGCAGCCAUCUUUGCUCCCAAGCCUUCCUUAUUAAAACCAAAUAGUAAGAAGAAAUAUGCAGAAGAUUCAGAUGAAGAUGAAGGAGAAGUUAUGGUUACAGCAGAUUUUACUGGAGCAUUGAAAGUGGUCCGAAACUUAAAAGGAACAUUGCAUUAGAAAUCUAAGGAUAAAUCAUAAUAGAAAUGAUCAUUUUCAUCAUUUUAAUGUAGAAGUUUGACUUUAUUUCUAUCAGAUUUCUGCCACCAAAGAAGGGGAUUUGAGCAAAUGAGACUCCAAAUGUACUUUUUAUGAUAGUGAAAUUUUCCCUAACAAGAUUUUGUUGCAUUACAAUAGCUUGUUCAAGGAAAUAAAUGGCACAGAUUAUUUUAAAGAUAUAAAGUACUGGUAUUGCAGUUUUAACAUUUAGAUUUUCAUUACCUAUUUAGUUUAGCAGUUCAGAGAAUCAUGACUAUAAUGGUGUUUCAGUCUGAUAUUUAAAUAUUUACUUUAUUGUAGAUUUUAGAAAUUGUCCGUUUAUUUUUUUUUAGAAAUUUUCUAAAAUAUCUAAUUAAUUAUUAUUUUUUAGAAAUAUAUAUUUUCUUUCAUUAUGCAAUCUUUCUCAAUUAGUAGUACAAACUUAAAUAAUUAUUUUUCGAUUUUUUUUAUGUUAAUUAUGUCAUUUUUACCCUUGGAGAAUAAUUUUGUAUUUUAAAAGAUAAAAAUCACAUACAUUGUAGUGUGACCUGAAAAUAGACAUCAUGCAACACAAAUUUUAUACAUGGUAUUAUGUGUAAGAAUAUACAGUUAUUUGGUAAACAGGAAGUGGAUGAGCAAUGAACCUGAAAAUGCAUUGCACAGUAAUUCAUGCUCACAUGAAGCUUGCAUACCAAAUUUCAGGAAGCUCUGAUUUUUAGUUCCUGAGAUAAACUUUACCAAAAUUUUAUGGGAGGUACGGACAGGCCGACAGAUGUUAACCAGUAUACUCCCUCCUUUUGAAGCAAGAUAUAAAACGUUUACAAAUUUUAAGAUAAAAAUUAAUUUAAAAACCAACAUUUCAGCUGCUUUUAAAAAAAAUGUCAUUUAUAAUUAUAUAUCAUAAACACAAAUAAGGAAGAGUCUUAGUGAAUUUGUUCAUUGUAUACCCUCCUUACUCAGGAGAAGCAGUCAGUCUGUCAAUCAUAUAAAAGAACAGAUAUUUUAAGCCUGUUCUUAAUACUUAAGUUUAUGAUAACUAUACAAGUUUAUACUUGUUUCUCAGUCACUGCCAUUCUGGCUUGUUUUUACUGCCAUUAAAAUAGUUUUUUCCAUUGACUGGAAUUACUAAAGGGUAAAUUCAGCAAUUUCUUGGAUUUGUUUUGGUCUGAUUUACUUAAUUAACUUCAAUAUUAAUUUCUAGAUUUUUACCAAUUUUUUAUAGUUGGAAGUUAGGGACGUUUAAAUAAAACCCAUUGUUUCAACUGAGCAGUGUCAUUUAUACCUUUUAAUUUGAAAGUGAAAGUUGGGACAUAUACAUUCAGAACAUAAUGCACAAAUUUAAACAUAAAUUCAGAUUUUUCUUUACCUCUGAAGCUAAUGCACUUUUGAAUAUUCCUCAACUAGAUACAGCAUUGAUUUAAAAACAUGUAUCUGUAAAUGUAUCUCAUGAGGGAUCUAGAAUGGUUUCCAUGUACCUGAGAUACUGUAAAAAUAAGGAGAUCCAUUUUAGCUCAGGUCUCAAAUGUUUGAGUAUGUUUUCUAAUGUCUAUAUGUAAUAAUAAGAUGAUAGAUGACAAUAAAACAUGCCCAUUUAUUUUAUUGUUGCUGAAAUAACAUUGAAUACAAAUUUCUUUAAAAGAUUGACAAAAAUCAUCAUGUGUGGGAGAUACAAUCUUGAUAAUAAAAAAAAAAUUGUGUAAAAUAAUAUGCAAAUUAAGCAUACUCCUCAUAAUUCAUUUGAAAAAAAGGCAAGUAUUUGAGAACCAGAAGAUAAGAUGUCAUGGCAUUAAAAUUUGUUUCUGUGUUUUUUACAAUUUGUGGUCUAAAUUUUAAAAAAACAUUUUGUGUGCAUGGUUAUUAAAAUGGCAAUUCCCUCUGUCCUGCUCAUGCAAAUUUGAAUGAUUUUAAUUACACUUGUUAAGUUUUCAGCUAUAUUUGUUUUAAUUAUGAUAGCAGAAAUUAUGAGUCAUUUAAUCUUUUCCAGAAAUCACUUUUCUUAUUUCUGAAAUAUAACAUGGCUAUUAAAAUGGCAAUUCCCCUGUCACACAUGCUCAUUCAAAUUGAAGUGAUUUUAAUUGUACUUAUUAAGUUUUGAGCUAGUUUGUCUGUAUUAAGUAAGCCUGUAGAUGUAUUGAAUCUACUUAUUAAGUUUUGAGCUAGUUUGUCUGUAUUAAGUAUGCCUGUAGAUGUAUUGAAUCAUUUAGUUUGUUCCAGAUAUAAAUGUUCUUAUUUCUAUAAUAUUAUUUAUGUAUCUUAUAGUAUGAGUUGUCCAUUUUAUUGAAGUAUCUGUGCAAUAUAAUUGUCUGUGAUAAUGUUGUAAUGAAUUGAAUUGAUGCAAAAGUAGUAUCGUGGAUUUUUUUGAAAUCCAAGAACUGACACUUUUCAGGUUUGUACUUUACAAAACAUUAUUGUAUCAGUCUUAUUAAUAUUGUUAACAUGGGCAUUUAUAAUGAGAGCCAAUUUAGAUUUAGUGCUUUGUUUUAUAUCAAAUAGAUUUUCAAAAUUUUCAAACAGACAAAUCUAUAAACAUGGAAAUACACUUUGUAAAAACAUUUUUACUCUUCAAUUAAGGUAUACAUUUAGAAUAUGGUACACAAUUUUUACUUUUUAUUUAUUUGGAAACAUUAGUCUUGUUGAUAACUUUUAUACAACUAAACAUUUUCAAUUCAGGGAAAGAUAAUUAUACUGAAUAAAAUGCAAUUCAGCCAAAUUUGACAUUUUUGUGAAAUCACUAACUAUAAAAUCAAUAGAUAAUUAUAGAUUAUUUGGUUUUUCAAACAAGAAUGUGAUUCUCAGCUACAAUCUCAUCGAAAAGGGGACAGACCUGAGAUGAGAUGUAACUGAAUUACCAUUGAUCAUCUGUUGGUCAUCAUAAUAGUAUACCAACUGUUUAUUAAUUAAUGCCAUUAAAAAAAAUUGAAAUAGAUGGCAAAGAAUUCAUCAUAAUUAAAGAUUUGUUUACAUUUACAUUGAAAAUGGGGUUAAAUUGAAACAUGUAAUAUCAUCAAAAUUAUUGACCUUUUCCAUAUCUGUUGACGUAUUAUAGCAAUCGGACUGUUGAAACAUAGUUCCUUUAAUUGCUUCUUAACCUUUGUGGCAUUGUCAUCUUUAAAGUUGACUUGUUUACAUGCACCAAUAGAUUUUCAUGACAUUAGUUAGACAUCAGAAUUGUAUGAUUUAAUGGUAUAUGGCCCAUAUAGUAUCAUUAAGUAGCAGUAGCACAGUAUGGUCCCAUGUAGGGUUACUCUCAUCCUAUAUAUGGAACAGUGGGAUUUUUUUACAGAAUUGAUAUAAUUUAUGAUAAUUUGCUUUCUAAAAUUGUUCUUUGAAAUUAAGUGAGAUGCUUGACUUUCCAAAUGUAAUAAUUGAGAUAGGUUUCAUAGUAAUUCAUUUAAAUGCUGGGAUUUUUUUUAACACUUUAAUUCAAGCUAAUGGACCAUUUUAUUUCAAUUUCUAGCAAGUAUUAGCUAUUUAUCAGAAAGGGUAUAGAAUAAAUAUUUAAAAAGUUACUUUAUGUAUGGAUAACAUAAUAAAUCCUCAAAUAUGAGUAAUUUUUAUUUAAUUCCAUCAGAAUAAAAAAAUAAAAAUAAAUAAAAUAGCAAUCAAAUGGAAAGUGAAACCACUUGCUUUUAUGUAAGUAAAACCUUUUUUUUCUCUCCAAUUUUCAGUAAAUAGAAUUAGCAUAUUGUGUUCGUUUGUCAAAUGAUCUCAUAUUGCAAAACAUAACUAAAUGCCAAAGCAAAAUGAUUUGUAUUCUGUCUCGAAUGUGAAAAUUCAAUUAAGGCAGGACAUCAUUAUUUGUCUGAGGAAAGCAUUGACAUGAAAUAAUUAUUAAAGCUAAAUUUCCCAAUUUUCAUAUGGUUUUCCCAAAUUUGUAUUGAGGUUACUAAUUCAAUUUUUUGUCACCUGACUUUGAUCUCAUUUUCAUGCUCCAGUGGUAUAAAGUUUUCAGGCUUAGUUCUGUUUCUCAUUCACUAUCAAUGAUUGGAAAACAAUAGUUGAUAUGUGGAUUCGUAACAAAUAUAUGCUCAUUUGGCAUGUCUAAAUUAAAAAAUGUCCUUGACCUCAUUUUAAGACUAUUAAUCUAGUUCAGUUUUUCAGGAUUUAAUUAGUUCCUUGUAAUGCUUACCCAAUAAUGUCUGUUGUUAAGUCACUAAACAUGACAGGUAACCAAUAUUGUGGAUUUUCUGUAAAACAGUUGAUGUCUGUUUUACAUGUCAUGACAAGUCAAUUUAAAAAGAAAGAAAAUAGUAAAAAAAAAAUGUUUAUCAUGACAUGUAAAACUAUAAAUUGUUUUGCUAAGGCUUUUCAUACUUAAUGUUUGUGCCAAAAAAAGAACCACUCAUGACAAAACCAAUGCUUUACAAACUAAAUGUUUGAUUUCAAUCCUCAUGUUCAUUUUUCAUAGAGACACAACUUAUUAGAAAAUACAUUUUUUUCCGAUCAUUAAAAAUUUGUGAAAACCUGGUUUUUAGCAUUUUAAAAAAUAAAAAGCUGCAUACAAAAAUGAUCUAGAAACAUUGCAUUUUUUUUGUUUAGCUAAAAAAUAUUAAAAGUACAGGAAUAUUUUAUGGAAAUUGUAUAUGUAUGUUAUUACUAUAUAUACAAUAUAUAUAUAUGCCAGUAAUUUUGUAUUAAAAAUAUCAUAUGAUCAAAGUAAACUAUCUUCACUGAUCUUCAAGUGUUAGUUCAAUCUCAUACUUUUUAAUUAUACAUGACAUAUAUUUAUCAUAUUCAGAGGGCAUUUACAGAAAUAUUUAUGUAUGGAAUAUGAAUCAAUAAAUGCUACAUGAAUAAAAAGAAAUUUCUGCUAGUCAUGAUAGAGGAAUAAAGAAUCACAAA
Mytilus californianus (California mussel) is the source of this 7939-nucleotide messenger RNA. RefSeq names its product WD repeat-containing protein 44-like. The coding region runs from base 80 to 3079 and encodes 999 amino acids. Lineage: Eukaryota; Metazoa; Mollusca; Bivalvia; Mytilida; Mytilidae. The transcript has 20 exons. Gene Ontology annotation, molecular function: protein binding. The record is from RefSeq and is a predicted model, not a curated record.